Molecule: messenger RNA, 1799 nt
Organism: Monascus purpureus
Lineage: Eukaryota; Fungi; Ascomycota; Eurotiomycetes; Eurotiales; Aspergillaceae
Source: the annotation of a GenBank genome assembly
GCGCUUUUCCCUUCUGUAUCCCCUAUAGCCUCCCAGGAUUUUUCAUCCGCUUUUUGCGCGCGCUCUGUUUGCUCCCUCCGGCCCUGUCAUACUUUCUAUACCUCCCAUACACCCAUACACCAAUCCGGCUUAUUUGGGCUUCCUGUCUUACAAUUGUAGAACCAUGUCGUCCCAGCCUACUACCCUGGAGCGUUUCCCACACAUCAAUGAUGACCCUGCCACCCUGUCCCAUGCCUUGGAUCCAUUUACUAUUACUACCUCGACGGGGUUCAUGCCCUAUGCUACGGCCCCUAGCACACUACCUGAUGUCUUCAAGCCUCUUUUGUCUCUUCUUGAUCGCUUCCCUGUUGUUAGGGCUGAUGGCUCACCAGGUCUCCUGGCCAAGUAUGAACUAGGCCCUGCUGUCCUGGCCGAGCUCCCUGACCUGACGGCUGAAGUGGACAAGAUUGUUACCGCUGAUGGCUCUCCUGACUUGUUCACUAUCACUGCCCUUUUUAGGGACUACUCCUUCCUUGCUUCCGCCUAUCUGUUGGAGCCAUGCUGGGAGAACUGGUGUAAGAACCCUGACAGGGGGUAUGGCUUGGGGAGAGACCGGUUGCCGAAGAGUGUGGCUGGCCCUAUGUACCGUUGCGCUCAGCUCCUGGACAUACCCCCUUUUAUGUCCUAUGCUGGAGCAUACGCUCUCUUUAACUAUACACUUGAAGACCCCUCCAAAGGCCUUCAGUACUCCAACCUACGUCUUGUCCGUGCCUUUGAGAGGGGCCUUGACCCCAAGAGCUCCGAGGCAGGUUUCAUCCUGACUCAUGUCGACAUGGUCAAAGAGUCUUCAACCCUUGUCGCCGGUGCUCUCAAAGUGAUUAGCACCCUUGAACAAGGUGGCUCUCGCGAUGAAGUCAACGAUGGUUUCCGAGAAAUCCUACGCGCAAUGGAAAAGAUCGAGGCCAGUAUGGAAGAGAUGUGGUCUCAAUCAAAACCAGCCGACUAUCUGUCUUUUCGUGUCUUCAUCUUCGGAAUUACUUCGCAAUCGAUGUUCCCUAACGGAGUCAUCUAUGAAGGCAUCGAGGACAAUAAGCCCCUUUACUUCCGUGGAGAAAGUGGCGCCAACGAUAGCAUGAUUCCCCUUCUUGACCAUCUCUUACAAAUCCCCAUGCCAUCGACCCCCCUGACAAAGAUUCUUCACGAAUUCCGUGCCUACCGCCCCUUGCCGCACAGAGAAUUCCUGGCACAUAUCAAUUGCAAAUCAGCCGAACUCGGUGUGCGCGACUACGCCGUACAGGAUACCGAGACUACCGUUCUACUACUAAAGACGCUGGACCAUGUGAGAAGUUUUCGGUGGCGGCACUGGUUGUUCGCGAGAGAAUACAUCAUCCGUAGGACUCCUCACCCAACUGCUACGGGUGGAAGCCCGAUUGUCACGUGGCUCCCUAAUCAAUUGUCCGCGGUUAUGGAUUUGAUGAUCUCGGUCUACGAUACUUACCUGUGCCCUAAGGAAGGCCAGAAUGGAUCCAGCAAUGUGUUAUCGUCGUAUCAAAAUCAGGUGGCACCCAUCAUGGAACUGGUCCGCGAUCAAAGAGAGAAGCUGGCAAAAGAAGUUGACCGGUGGUGCAAAGAGAGGGGGGUAUAAUACUGAUUCUCAUAUACCUGCCCUGAUGUAAGGCAUGCAUCUUUCCCAGAAGAUAGAAAUAUUGGUUGGCUUUUUCUUUUCAUGUGCCAUCUCAGCUUGUCGUUAUUGCUUCGGCGUACUAUUCUUCUGUUCACUGUGGUCUAUUCAUAGGCAAUACUAAGAUAUCGGUUGUUCG